Messenger RNA from Cuscuta campestris, 948 nucleotides. The record is from the annotation of a GenBank genome assembly. Lineage: Eukaryota; Viridiplantae; Streptophyta; Magnoliopsida; Solanales; Convolvulaceae.
UACCUUAAUACUAUUUCCCCUAGCUAGCUACUUAGGUCCUGGCCAUGGCUGCCCCCGAUCACCAAAAGAUUCAUCCCGUCCACGUGGAACUGGAAAACACCCCAAAACCUACGGCCCCGCUGGUGCCCCCGGGCAGUUUCCGGUCGGAGAAAGGCGACCCCGAGAGGCAGCACGUAGUUCCCACGCAGCCUCCAUAUCCACAACCAUCGCCACCAGCGGCCGCCACCAGAAAGAGGAGAAGUUGUUGCAGAAGAUGCCUGUGCUGGACAUGUUGCUCCCUCCUCCUCGCCGUCCUCGCCGUGGCCGCAUCCGCCGCCGUCUUGUUCCUCGUUUUCCGGCCAAAGGUCCCGAAGUACUCCGUCGACAGCCUGACAAUCUCCCAGCUCAGCCUCAGCCCCGACAACAACACCCUCUCCGCCGCCUUCCGCGUCAGCAUCACCGCCAGAAACCCCAACAAGAAGAUCGGGAUAUACUACCGUGGCGGAAGCCGCCUGAGGGUUGCCUACGCGGGAACGGACCUCUGCGAAGGGCCGUUCCCGGAGUUCUACCAGGGACACCGCAACACGACUGUGGUCAACGUCGCGUUGACCGGUCAAACGACAGACGCCUCUAGGUUGCUCCGGUCCAUGCAGACGCAGCAACAGACGGAGGGGAUCGUCCCGUUGGAUCUGAGGGCGAAAGUUCCGGUGAGGGUUAAAAUUGGGAAGUUGAAAAUGAUGAAAUGGAAGUUCUUGGUGAAGUGUAGGGUGGGUGUGGAUAGUUUGAGUCAGGUCAACGUUAUUAGGGUUAGGAGUAGUAAGUGCAAGUUUAGGUUUAGACUUUAAGACUUGUUUUGGUAUAUGUUGUUUAGGUUUAGACUUUAAGACUUGUUUUGGUAUAUGUUGUUUUUUAUUUGUGAGUAUUUUUUUUGGUACAUUUGUUUUUGUAUAAUAAUGGUACGUCUACACG